UUGGACAGAAAUUGGCAGUUGACAUUGCUCUAUCGCAGAGUUCGAUUGAUAAAUAAACAAACUUUUGUAAAGUUUUAAGUGCAUAUUUUUACUUUCAAAAUGUUUAAAACACUUUUAAACCGAACCAAUUCUUUAUUACGAAAUAUUGAAAGUGUUCGUAACUUAGCAAGACUUUCCCAUACAUAUUAUUGCCAGCCCCUGUUAUCAAAUAGCUAUGCACAUCAAAAAACUUUAACGUACGAGCUUCUACAACACUCUAAAUAUUCUGAAAGAUACUUUACAACAACAUCUGCAAAUUUUUCCGAAUCAGAACCUGUGGAAGAGUCUGAUGAUAAGAAGCCUGCAAUUGAUCCAGCGAAGGACAGAACAAAAAAAAUUUCGCCAGAGACUAGUAUUCGAUAUUUAAAAAGUUCUGCCUACAAAGAAACAUACGGAGAUGAGCCUGUUUGGGUUAAGUAUCGUCGAAAUUUCAAAGGCCCAUUUACUCCCAGAAAAACGCGUAAAACUUGUAUAAGGGGCGGUGUUUUAGCAACUGGCAACCCAUGCCCCAUAUGUAGAGAUGAAUAUCUUGUUCUUGAUUACACCAACGUCGAUCUUUUGAAACAAUUUAUCCACCCACAAACUGGUGAGAUAAUAGAUUCUCGUAAAACUCAUAUUUGCCAAAAAAGACUUUUGCAGUUAGAAGUGGCUGUGGUGAAAGCUAAGUUCUAUGGUCUUUUGACUCAUGAAGUUCCAUUUAGAGAAUAUGAUUAUAAAGAAUAUUAUCCUAAUUGGAAGGAAUAAGGAAUUGCAAUGUAGAGAAUCUACUGCACAGUUUGCAAUAAAAAUGUUGUUUCUUAAUAAAAAGAUAAAUACUGUA
Parasteatoda tepidariorum (common house spider) is the source of this 859-nucleotide messenger RNA. It is a transcript of the gene mRpS18B, whose product is annotated as mitochondrial ribosomal protein S18B. Gene Ontology annotation, cellular component: mitochondrion; ribosome. Lineage: Eukaryota; Metazoa; Arthropoda; Arachnida; Araneae; Theridiidae. Gene Ontology annotation, biological process: mitochondrial translation. Gene Ontology annotation, molecular function: structural constituent of ribosome. The record is from RefSeq and is a predicted model, not a curated record.